Molecule: messenger RNA, 3084 nt
Organism: Heterocephalus glaber (naked mole-rat)
Lineage: Eukaryota; Metazoa; Chordata; Mammalia; Rodentia; Bathyergidae
Gene: Ctcfl
Product: CCCTC-binding factor like
Biological process (GO): regulation of transcription by RNA polymerase II
Cellular component (GO): nucleus
Molecular function (GO): DNA-binding transcription factor activity, RNA polymerase II-specific; RNA polymerase II transcription regulatory region sequence-specific DNA binding
Source: RefSeq, a predicted model, not a curated record
UUGCUUCUCUCCAUUAGGCCACAUCACCAUGGCAGCCCCCGAGCUCUCCGUCCUCUCUAAUGUGCAGUUCACCGGAAUCAAAGAGCUAAAGGCAACACAAGAGAAGGAGCUGGAGGAAGCAGACAGGGUCCCGAAAGCGCACGACCUGCAGACUGCUGGCGCGCCUGAGGCCACGGGCAGCCAGGGGCCGCUGCAGGGCCUGCUGCUGGAAGGGGAGCUGGAGCUGGAACUGGUGGCAACCCCGGUCGAGGGUGACAAUCACAUCCUGACCCUGCAGACCGUGCACUUGGCUUCGGGAGAGCUGGGGCUGCUGAACACGGGCUGGCUGGACACAGAGCAUGUGCAGGAGGUGCAGGUGGAGGUGCAGGAGGCCGGGGCUGCGCUGCCGUCGCUACUGUGGCUGAGUGGGGACUCCCAGCAGAGCGUGCAGCAGUGCAUGGCCAUCGGUGUCCAGGAGGAGCUGUCCCCGCUGCAGGAGCUGGAGCUCGAGAAAGGUCAGGAGGAGGACCAGCUGGUGGCUGAAGGAGGAGGGGCUCAAAGAGCAGAAGGGCAGUUCUUUCUUGUGGAAGCGAGGCCUGGAGAUGAAGGAAGAGACGAAAUUAUUUUGACCAUUGCCACUUUAAGCGUGGAAGAACAGAAAGAAAAGUCUGCACUAGGUCAAGCAAAUAUUGAAAAACCCAGCUUUAUAAAAAGUCAAAGGAAAACAAAGGGAAAGAAACAAACCUUCCAGUGCAACCUCUGCUUGUUCACGUCUUCUAGAAUCUCAAGCUUUAAUCGCCAUAUGAAAAUUCACACCAGCGAGAAGCCCCACACGUGCCACCUUUGCCUGAAGACUUUCCGCACCAGCACGCUCCUCCGGAACCACAUCAACACCCACACAGGAACGAGACCAUAUAAGUGUGUGGACUGCGACAUGGCAUUUGUCACCAGUGGAGAGCUUGUCCGGCACAGGCGCUACAAGCACACUCACGAGAAGCCAUUCAAAUGCUCCAUGUGCAAGUAUGAGAGUGUGGAAGCCAGCAAGCUGAAGCGCCACGUCCUCUCACACACGGGUGAGCGUCCCUUCCAGUGCCUGCUCUGCAACUACGCCAGCACGGACACCCACAAGCUCAAGCGCCACAUGCUCACCCACUCAGGCGAGAAGCCAUAUGAGUGCCACAUCUGCCAUGCCCGGUUUACCCAGAGCGGGACCAUGAAGAUGCACAUGCUCCAGAAGCACAGUGAGAAUGUGCCCAAGUACCAGUGUCCUCAGUGUGCCACUGUCAUCGCAAGGAAGAGCGACCUGCGUGUGCACCUUCGGAACCUGCACACGUACCAAAGCACAGAGAUACAGUGCCGGUACUGCCCUGCCACCUUCCACGAGCGCUAUGCCCUCAUACAGCACCAGAAGACGCACAAGAAUGAGAAGAGGUUCAAGUGCGAACACUGCAACUACUCCUGCAAGCAGGAGCGGCACCUGGCUGUCCACGUCCGCACCCACACCACAGAGAAGCCCUUCACCUGCUCGGCCUGCCACAGGCACUUUCGACAGAAGCCGCUUCUGGACGCACAUGUCAAGAAAUAUCACGCUUUGGAUUUCAGCCCGCCAGUCCACGAGUGCCCCACGUGUGGCCAGGGCUUCUCCCGCUUGAGCAGCAUGCACAGACACUCGGAGAAGUGUCAGUCGGCCCAGGAGACCUCGGCUACUUCAGGAAAAGGAAGGCGGAUGGAGAGGAAACAGGAAGCCCCCGGAGACGCAGGGGAGGGUGACGAAGCCACCCUGAAGGAGGGACAGCUCCCGGGCGAAGCGGCUCCCAUUGACCAUGGAGAAGCCACAGCCGGAAGUGGGAUCCCAGAAGGAGACUUGAGCUGCGAGAUGAUCUUCAACAUGAUGGUUAAGUGACAGGGAUUCGUUUCAAUAGCCUUUAAUUCUUCAAACAAGUUACAAAAUAUUUUAGCUUCUUUGUAACAGGUUCAUGACAGUACCAGUCAUGGUUUUCCCAAAGUGUGCAGUAGUGUAUAGGAAGGAUCGUUUGCCCAUUGGAGGCUAGCUAGUUCCGAAAAAGAUUGCAGAUGUUGUAGAAAAGACUUCACACCUCACACCUAUGAAUUCAUUCACUUCAUACUGACAAAGGCGGCCCCAGUGAAUGGUGAUCAUUUUGGGUAGUAAUUAUUUCUAGAGCAGAUCAAACCGGCUGUGCUUCAGCAGACAGCCAGGGCUGGAAAACUUUUACUUUCAAUUAUACACACCUGAGACAUUUCUAAUACUUUGGUUUUUGUACAUUAAAAGACUAAUUUUAUUCCUUUUUCAUACAAAUGAAUUUUCCAUUAAAUUUAAAGCUACCAUAAAGCUUUUAAUUAGUUCUAAAUUCAAAUGAUUUUAAUGUUAUUUUUAAAACAGUAAAAGUGAAAAACUAGACUACGAAGUCAUGAGUUAUGUUUUUACUGUCAUGUAGGAGGAAGGUUCAACUUUGAUGUUGUAUUCUCUUUUAAUUGUGUUUUUGGCAGUUAAGAAAUUGCCCCUGGUUAUAUUCCAUUAUUUUUUAUUACUAUUUCAGUCUGUAACCCACUACCUUUUUUGUAUUUUUAAGAUAGUUGGCAAAGGGAGGAGAAACAUAAAGAUCUGAUAUUAAAAAUGAGUCCCUGGGAGGAAUAGGGACUCGGACCCCCAGCGGUACAGGACGUUCAGUUGGAUCCGACUCCCUGCAGGCAGCACGGGCAGAGCCUGCUUGUCACCUGAAAUCAACCAGGGCCAGUCUGCACAGAGCCAGGGGCCCCUCUCUGUUUACAACACUUUUGCUGUAAACCUUCUGACACCCCUGUAUUUCAAAAUUACCCUAAAUUCAAAUUCUUCACAUGUUGGUCUCUUGUUAAAAAUAUCCCAAGUUCAGAAACACUGUAUAAUGUGAACAUGUGGAAAUAAUUUCCCAGCCAAAAGGGCAUUGUGUAUUCUCUCUGUGCUCCAGAUUAAUUCACUUCAUAGCAUAAGACUUAAAUCCUGCGGUCUGGUGUAUGAUAUUGUUGUGACUGUCUGAAUUUUCGCGAUAGUUCCUUUUGUUGUUUAAAAAUGUUUUGCAUGACUCAAUAAAAUGAAAUGGCUUAAAA